Effrenium voratum is the source of this 758-nucleotide messenger RNA. The record is from the annotation of a GenBank genome assembly. NCBI's taxonomy places the organism in Eukaryota, Dinophyceae, Suessiales, Symbiodiniaceae.
GCAUGGCAGACAUCCAGGCCUCCCACUCGCCCAGUCCUGAACACCGAGGCACCGUGGACGAGUCGCUUUGGGAGGCAGAUCCGGAAGAGCUGGGGCAAUACAGGUUGCUCUAUGAUUGCCUGGACCAAUCGGAUUUGCCCACAGCCGAAGCAGAGGUUCUGCAGCGCAGUGGCCUCAGCUCCAAUGAGCUCGCUCAGAUUUGGCAGCUCUCCGAUGUCGACUUCGACGGGCAGCUGGCGCUUUGCGAGUUUGCUUGCGCCAUGAUCCUAACCAGCAGGCGCCGAGGGGGCGCCCCUCUGCCUGAGGAGCUGCCAGCGCCCUUGGCACGGCUGGUCGCAGGCGCUGUGGAGUUACCGAUGGAAGACGAGUCCAAGUGGGCUAUUACUCCUGAGGAGUUGGAGAGGUAUCGCCAGGUCUUCGACUCGGAGCGGACCGGGCCCAGCUUCAGCAAAGUUGAAGCCAGGGAGGUGCUCAAGCGGUCUAACCUGCCGCUCCAAGACUUGCAGCAGAUCCUUCGUCUUUCAGAUGUGGACGAGGACGAACGGCUGUACUUCGGGGAGUUUGCCUGCGCCCUUCAUCUAGCAGCCUUGCGCCGUGAGGCAGAGCCAUUGCCGCCACAGCUUCCUGGGCCGCUUCGCGAAAUUGCUCAAGACGGGCGCUUGGCUGGCGCAGAGCCUGAGCUGGAGCUCUUCGCGGAACUUUUUCAGCAGUUGAGGCGACCAGGGCAAGAGUGCCUUGGCCCCGCUGAGGUGAACGAG